GGGGGCGAGGUGAGGCUCCCCGGUCCCUCUCCCGUGGCUCCCGGAGCUGCCCGGGCUUGCUCUCGGUGGCAAGGCGCAGGACCGGCUGGGCUCCUCCAUCCUCCUGCCUGCUUUACAUGCAAACUGCUGCCCGGCGAUUGGCGGGCCGGGCAGCACCGGGACGUCGUUUCCCCGGCAGCACCAGCCCGGGCAGGGAGGGGGGUGAGAUUGGUGGUGGGUACGGGGGUCGGGCUGCCCGCUGGGAUUCAGGGAGCUUGGACACACUAAAGCCCCCGCCGCAGGGGAGGGGGGCGAUGCUCCCGCUGCCCAGGGCUGCGAGUGGCUGUAGGGGAGGAGGAGAGUUAUGGCCGGGGAGGGCGAGGAAGGUGGCACUGGGGACAAUGCGAGAGGUUGGGGAAGCAAGGCCAGGGUGAUGUGGCUGGUGGUGCUGGUGGGAGAGACCCUGGUCUGAGCCGGUGCUGCGGGGAGCAGGCAGGAGAGCCUGCCAGGGGAAGGGGGUUGAGGUGGGGGGCUGCCCUGCAACCUUCCAUCUUUCUCCCCUCCCAAGCCAUGUCUGCCUGGUGCCUUGGUCUAUCGCCACCUGAACUUGCUGAGCGAGGAAAGCUGGUGGCCCCGGAGGCAGAGCCCUGGGCUGGUCCCACGGCUCCUUGCUGGGGCCCGCCUCCACCCAGGAGGGAGCCCAAGGGCUCCCAGCUCCUCCACCUCUGCCCACCAGAAGAAGACCGGUGGCUGUAGCCUCAUGGGUGUCCUCAGGGCAGCUCAUUUCCAUGAGCAGAGGGACUUUGUGGGGGACUUUUUCAGGUUACUUCUGGUUUAUAUCUUCUCCCAUGGGACAGAGCAGCCAGUGUUCUUCAUCCCUCCCCAUUUUAAUUUGGGGUUUGGGUGGGUUUUUUGGACCUCUUUGGACAAAAGCUAAGAGGAAUCUCCAAAUGGUAUCAAGUACAUCUCUUGACAACUCAGUGAUGGUGUGUUUGUCAGAAGUGCAGGACGGUAGAAAAUAACCAGAGCUGCUUCCUGCGCUGCCUCUGCGGGUGCGCCUGCUUGGCGCUGCUGCAUGGCUCAGCCCAGCUCUGCCUCCUCCUCACCCCGGGGUGCUCUGCUUUGUGCCCUAUGGCUUUUCCGUCCCCAUCAGUGCUGCUCCAACCUUCUGGGUCACCUUAUGGCGGCACGCCGAGCUACUGCAGAAAUUAAUGCCUGCUGUAGCUCUCUGAUUGGCAAGAUAGCUGCUGGCAAGCCAUAGGGGUUCCUGGUCGGGGCUCCGAGGGCUGUGUGUGUGUCCUGGUCAGCAGUGUCAACUCGGGCUCGUGGUGGAGCAGGGACUGGUUUGCAGAUGUGCUCCUGGUUUACUGCCAUGCCACUGUGGUCACCAGCCUUUGGGUGAGAGGAAGGUGAUGGCAGUAUCAGCAGGGCCAGUUACUUCCAGGGGAGAUUUUGGUUCCAGCCUCAGAGGGGAGGUACACCCUCUACAUCUGAGGGUGCUCCUUGGGCUCCCAUGCACAAGUGGGAGCUGUGACUUUCUGUGUGACAAGGGUUAGUACCUGCUGUGCCCGUACCUUGGUGCAGGUGGGCUGCGGGUGCAGACCCCACUGUCAGGUGGGAGGUGUGGCAACGGGGCCAUGGGGAUGCAGCAGCUGCCCAGGUGUGUUUUGCACAUUCCCACCCUCUGCUCCCACCAACCUCUCAGGAGGGACAGGGGUAGUGUGGCUCGGGGUUGUGCUUGGCUGGGGCACUGGUUCAGGGCUGGGGCAGGCACUGCUGGGAAUGUAUGGACCCCCCUUGCCAAGUUGUCAGUCUGUGUUUUCACGAGUGGGCACAGCCGGCACCAGCUGUGCCACACACCUGUGUGCUCCAGGACCUGCUCCCAUGCUGUCUCCUUGGGCAGCACAUGGGGAGACCUCUGAGUUCCUUCGUGUGCUCCCGACUGCAUGGUGGCUGCCAGGACAUCUCUUGCCCCUUGGCUUGUUGGGGCAGGAGCCCAAGAGCAGCUCAGCUCUCCCCCCACUCCCAGUGCUGGGUGGGAGGGCUCGGUGGUAGCAGUGCAGUGGCCUGGCAGUAAGGAUGAUGGGCUGCUCUGUUCUGGGAGGUAUUUCAUCUGUCACGUUUCUCAGGCUCCAGCUUUGCAUCUAAGGCUGCAAGGAAACAUCACUCCUAGUUUGCCCUUUGCUUCCACUCACCAGGCAAUGCCCUUCCAGGCAGAGACCAGCCUGUGUUUCUUGCAGGCUGUCCUGAAAGCAGUGAUCCUGCCGAGCAGUGCUCUGCCCACCUCCCCAGCCUGAGCCCUCUGCGGUGGCUUCUGACCCAAUGGUGUCCAUCUGGGAGCACCAAGCUGGGAGAGGGAGUCCCUUCCCCUCGCAGAGCCCAGGCUUGGCUGGUGUGGGCUGCUGCAGCAGGGACUGCUUCAGGGACAGCUCAGCAGAGUGCAUUCCCCACAGGUAGUGAAGAUGUCCAGCAGUGACCCUGAGCGUCCCCAGUUCCUCUUCGUGAAAGUGCUGGCAAGCCGGGGGCGGCUGGAGGCGGUGACCCAGCAGAUGGGCUACCACCCGCAGUACCUUGACAGCUUCCUCAAGACGCAGCAUUACCUGAUGCACAUGGAUGGCCCGCUGCCCUUCGACUGCCGGCACUACAUCGCCAUCAUGGCAGCUGCUCGGCACCAGUGCCGGUACCUGGUGAACCUGCACGUGCUGCAGUUCCUGCGGGCAGGGGGUGAUCCCCAGUGGCUGCGCGGCCUUGACUUCAUCCCCCCCAAACUCCGCAACCUCAAUGAGAUCAACAAGAUCCUGGCACACCGGCCAUGGCUCAUCACCAAGGAACACAUUGAGAAGCUGCUGAAAAUCAGCGAGUGGAGCUGGUCACUGGCGGAGCUGGUGCAUGCCGUCGUCCUCCUGGUGCACUGCCACGCGCUCGCCAGCUUUGUCUUUGGCUGUGGCUGUGAGCAGGACGAAGGGCUGGGGGGCCGAGGCUCGCUGAAGGCCUCAUCACCUGGGAACCAGUGCUUCUGCGAAGCCACUGCCGGCAACGGCUGCAGCCAGGAGCUGCUGCGCAUCAACCGCAAGAGGUCCCUGGACUCCUGCAUGGAGCUGGAUUCCCUCCGUGAACGCAUGCAGAGGAUCCACGUGGAGACCGAGGGCAGGGAGGAGACGAGGCUGCUGCAGCAGGACCGAGAGGAAGAUACUGACGGGGAAGUCACCGGUGCCACCAACCUUGCAUGCUACAUGCAGGACCCUGACUUUGGAUACCAGGACUUUGCCCGGCGUGAUGAGGAUCAGACGCAGGUAUUCAGAGUCCAGGAUUACUCCUGGGAAGACCAUGGCUUCUCACUGGUCAACCGGCUCUACUCUGACAUUGGGCAUCUCCUGGAUGAGAAGUUUCGGAUGGUGGAUGGUCUGCAAAGCAGUGCCAUGGCCAAGCGACAGGGUUGUGAACCCUCCGUCUUUAAGCGAGGCAUCUGGAACUACAUCCACUGCAUGUUUGGCAUUAGGUACGAUGAUUACGACUAUGCAGAAGUGAAUCAGCUCCUGGAGCGAAUGCUCAAAGUUUACAUUAAAACUGUAACCUGCUACCCAGAGAAGACAAACCCAGAAAUGUUUGACAGGUUCUGGAAGCAGUUCAAGCACAGUGAAAAGGUCCACGUGAACCUGCUCAUCCUGGAAGCCCGAAUGCAGGCAGAGCUGCUGUACGCGUUGCAGGCCAUCACGCAGUACAUGAUCUCCUAGAUGGUGGGGAGCUGCGCUACGGCAGGGCCGGGCAGCAUCCUUUCUUCCUGGACUCAUGCGUGACCCAUCAUGCUGGGACAGAUGGCGCGGGAUUACUCAAUUUAGUUUACUUGACUGCCUUGUUCCUUUUUCUUUUUUUUUUUUUUUUCUUUUCCCCCUGUGGGGCUCACUGAACAGCCCCAUUACGUGCAAUUACCAAACUGUGAGGCAAGUCCGUGCUGCUGAGAUGUUGGUGUGAUGCUGGAGACUUGAACCUGUCCAAGGAGGACUGCCAAAGACGCAGGGGGAGAGGGAGAUGGGAGGGGACUGGAGCUGGUUUAGAGGGAUGCUCCUCGCCCAGGUCCUGCAGGAGCCUCGGCUGCUGCAGGGAGGGCAGAGGGGAGCUACAGCAGCUGCUCUGCUUGCCAGCCAUCCUUCAGCACCUGGCCUUGUUGGGGUGAUGCAUCUUGCUUGGAAACAGCAUGGGCAGCUUGCGGAUGCAUUGCACUGUCCUGAGUUGUAUGAUCAAGCAGAGAUGUGUGCUGGCUCUGAGCAAGGGCCCUUUCCCAGCCCAGGACUGGAAGGGUAUGUGCUUGCUGCCUGUGUGUCCUGCCCUUUAGGUCUAUGUGCCAAACCCCUCUGGGACGGACAAGCGAUGACCCAGGUGAACUCCAAACUGUGAAGCUCUUGCUGGCAGGGUGCUCUAGUGCUCUGCCUUCUCUUGACAGCAGGGU
Molecule: messenger RNA, 4426 nt
Organism: Athene cunicularia (burrowing owl)
Lineage: Eukaryota; Metazoa; Chordata; Aves; Strigiformes; Strigidae
Product: sestrin-3-like
Exons: 8
Coding region: 2442-3713 (423 amino acids)
Biological process (GO): regulation of response to reactive oxygen species; positive regulation of macroautophagy; negative regulation of TORC1 signaling
Cellular component (GO): nucleus
Molecular function (GO): oxidoreductase activity, acting on peroxide as acceptor; L-leucine binding
Source: RefSeq, a predicted model, not a curated record